Molecule: messenger RNA, 1077 nt
Organism: Aspergillus affinis
Lineage: Eukaryota; Fungi; Ascomycota; Eurotiomycetes; Eurotiales; Aspergillaceae
Exons: 3
Coding region: 1-1077 (358 amino acids)
Source: RefSeq, a predicted model, not a curated record
AUGGCGAACACGACGCUGGUGCUGCUAUGGCUUUUCACCUGGAUGACAGUCGCCCUGAUCGCCACGCGCCUGCUGAUGCGCAAGGUGCGUCGCAAGCCCUUCGUUCUGGGUGACUACCUGUCCUUCGCCGCUAUUCUCUGUGCCCUCAUUCGGCUGGCUCUGGUGCAUGUCAUCCUCAUCUGGGGCACCAACAACAUGUCCCUGGACAUGCGCCAGGCGCACCACUUCACGGGCCAGGAGAUCCACCGCCGUGAGAUCGGCAGCAAGUUUACCUUGUGCAACCGGGUCUUCUACAACUCAUACCUCUGGAUCCAGAAGAUCGUUCUGCUCGAUACCUAUCGACACCUGAUCCGCAACCUGUCCUGGGAGCGACCGACUCUCCUGGCAUACCUGCUGGUCUUUGCAUCCACGUACAUCACCGUCCAGGUGGUGACCUUUACCGAAUGCGAUCCAUUCAAUCACUACUGGCAGGUGCUGCCUGACCCAGGCACCUGCUCCCAGGCUCAACUGCAACUGAUCGUCCUCGGGGUCCUCAAUAUCAUCACGGAUGUCAUGCUGAUCGCGUUGCCGGUGCCCGUUCUGGUCAUGGUCAAGCGAUCAUUGGCCGAGUACGCCCUCCCUCCGUUCCUCCGUUCUGUAUAUAGUCUAUAUGCUGACCUGGUGCAUGGUAGAAAACUGCAGCUUGCCGCUCUCUUCGCGAUCGGCCUCUUUAUCGUGAUUAUCACAAUCAUUCGGUUACCACAGAACGCUGAACACUCGACCGUGCAGGUCAACCGCACAACGUGGGCCAACGUCGAACUAUUCGCCGCCGCGAUCGUCUCCAACGCCCCCGUGCUGUACGGCUUCUAUCGUGGCAGUCGCGAGAACUCGCGUUCGAGGGCCACCAACACCGGCACGGGGCCGCACUCCUCGCGCGAUCGGGCGCUGGCCUCGCAGGACCAGCCCUGGGAGAUGCACAAGGUCAAUCACCCGCGACGGACGUCGGCGCUGGGAUCCAAGCUGGCGGCACGCCCGGCGCAUGUCUAUACGGAAAUCCACGGCGAAAGUAGCGUCAGCGUGGAAGCACGAAAAGCGUGA